CAAUCUGUUCUCAUAAAUUAGUCCCAUCAUACUAAGAGAAUACUGGAGGUGGAAUCAGGAGAAGACUAAGAUGAAUGGUUCAAGUGCAUCGUCAAUGCACUUUCCAAUGAGCAUAAGUCAGAUUGAGUUGCUGAAUGGCUCAAAUUUCAAGAAAUGGAAGAGUGACAUUGAAUUGAAUCUGGGAGUUCUAGACUAUGAUCAUGUUUUGAAAGAAGAUCCACCAGAAGCAUUGCCCGCAACUGCAAGCAAGGAAAGCAAAGAAAAAUAUGAGAAGUGGUACAAGCACAAUAAGAUGGCACUGAUCAUGAUCAAGAAGAGCAUAACUGAGAAUGUGAUAGGAGGUAUUCCAGACUCAGAGUUUGCAAAAGUGUUCUUCAAUUCCAUUGCAGAAAAAUCAAGGUUUCCAACAAAGCAGAAACUGGAAAGCUUAUGA
Molecule: messenger RNA, 433 nt
Organism: Rosa rugosa (rugosa rose)
Lineage: Eukaryota; Viridiplantae; Streptophyta; Magnoliopsida; Rosales; Rosaceae
Exons: 2
Coding region: 71-433 (120 amino acids)
Source: RefSeq, a predicted model, not a curated record